GUUCAAGUUUUCCACUUUUGCACUGAGGUUUGUUGUUUCUAGAUAGUGCUAAAUUUUGUAUUGCUACCUGUCUGGAAAUAUAACGCAAACGAAAUUACAGCACACCGUCGAGGAAAAAGUGUUUCAGGAAGGGUAUAAAAAGCUAGCAUUGUAUUCUUUAAUUUUUGGGCAAGGACGAUUCGCACAUGGAGAAAAUAUGGUUUUGAUUGUCAUUGCCUUGUUCGAGCAUUUUUCUUUAGUAAUUGGGUAUAUGAUUUUUGCUGAUAAUUUUCUCUUCUGUUCAGCUGUCAAUAAGGAUGACCUUCCAAAAAUGACAUUGUUGGGUACUGGAAAGGUUUUCAGUUCUGAGGACAGCACAGUAACGGAUAAAGAUAUUGAAGAUAUUUUAGAUAAAAGAGAGAAGACAACAACACAACCUAAAGCAAAAAUACAAAAAAUCACUAAGGAUAGCAUUAAAUUUAGUUGGAACAAGCAUAUGUGUCUGUCCCUGUCCCUGUUUCUCUGUAUACCUGCAGCAGCCCUCUGUCUUUUGUCCACCUACCUAACACCUUCUUCUAUGUAGAUAAUUGUUAUUGGGAUGAACAUCGCAGCAUGUUAGAGAAGAAAGGAAAAAAAAAGAACGAUACCAUUGAGGGGGAAGCCGAAGAUCAGCGGGAUCCUUUGAUGCCCGAGGAGGCGGAAUGGAAGGGACGUAGCCCAUGUAGUUAUUCAGUUGACUACAUGGAUACUGGUACUGAAGCUCGAAUAGAAGAUGAAAUACAGAAUGAGGAACAAGAACCUGGCUUCGGUGAUUUAGUUGGAGUGAUAGCCAAUAGAACAUCAGUCUCAACCUAUGAGAGUUGUAUGUCAGGGAAAGGAGAACCACCAUUUUCUAGCAAUGGAAAGAGGAAGGCGGCUCUGGAUGCGCCGUCUGCGCCACCCGCCAAGCGGACGGGGACCUCCUCCACCGAGGGUGCUGGGAGCCCGAUGGUUUCUGCUCCUGUACUCGCUCGUGCCCCUGCCCUCGCUCGUGCCCCUGCCACCGACAGGUAACAACAAGGAUGGAAUUUUUGGAGUGGUGGGGGCGGCGGUUGGGCUGGGCUGAAAUGGCAAACCCAAAGAAAGUGUUUAGAGGAGAAGGUCCAAAACAAGGAUGGAAUUUUUAAUCAAUCUCAGGGUGUGUUUGGUUGAGCUGUAGAUUUCUGAAAAUCAGCUGUGGGGAAUCUGCUGUGAGAAAGCUGCUGUGAGCUGACAACUGUGGGAAAGCUGGAAGUUGUUUGGUUGUAACAACUGCCAACUGUAGAUUCGAUAGAAAAAUGUCUGUAAUGCCCUAAAGCUCCGGGAUAUUAUUUAU
Lolium perenne is the source of this 1333-nucleotide messenger RNA. The record is from RefSeq and is a predicted model, not a curated record. Lineage: Eukaryota; Viridiplantae; Streptophyta; Magnoliopsida; Poales; Poaceae.